Penaeus indicus is the source of this 3144-nucleotide messenger RNA. Its product is annotated as leucine-rich repeat neuronal protein 3-like. The transcript has 5 exons. Lineage: Eukaryota; Metazoa; Arthropoda; Malacostraca; Decapoda; Penaeidae. The record is from RefSeq and is a predicted model, not a curated record. Bases 824 to 3142 code for a protein of 772 amino acids. Gene Ontology annotation, molecular function: protein binding.
CCGUGGGCGUAGCGCGGGCGUGGUUCGCGUGCUGGACGGCGCAGUGAGUCACGGAGAGACCGCCCAUCCUCUGCGGCCGCCCAUCUACCUACGGGGCGUCGUUGGUUUCGCUCCCCCGCCCGCCCACCGCCCUUACGCCCCCCGCCCACGACGCCCAGCUCCCCUCGACGUCAGGAUUAUCAUCAGAAUGGGCGCCUCGGCGUCGGUGGCCUAAGGCGACGACACCGCCCCUCGCCCUCGUCGCCUUUUGACAACUUGGCAGGAAGCGAAAGAGACAAAGGAAGAGAGAGAGAGAGAGAGGAGGACAGGACUGCCAAGCGGCGUGCGGAGGUUUUCCGGAUAUAGGGUGCGUCCGGCGUCUGGCAGCCGUAGCGAGGAAGGAGGGAAGUGGCAGACGGAGGCACAGAUAGACAGGCGUCCGCGCAGAGAGGCAGAGCCUUCCAGGCAGCUGGAAGUGGCCAGCUUCAAGGCAAUCGCAGUGAUAGACUUGGAGCACAUUUCCCUCCCCCUUCUGCUUCUCCUCCGCUCGUGGAUGUAAUCGGAGACUGACGGAGAGCGCCGCCAGGAAAAUACAGCCCCAGAUCCCCGUUUUCCGAGCCGCGUCCGCGAGCUCCUUUGGGAGUGACAGUGAUGCUUGUGCCGCCCCGCGCGCAGGUGGAGGAAAUCGGAUUGCUCAAGACAUGUCGCCCGUUGUGACUGACAUCUGCCUGAAGCGAGGACGCCGCCAAUCCCCGGGACAAAAUGGGCACCUCUAAUCUCCGCGUCGUUGCCACAGGACAGGCGAGAGUGUGCUUGGAAGAGCCCCGCGGCACGAGGAGUAGCCAUGUCUGAGCGGGAACGCGCGCGCCCCACCGCCGCCGUCGGCCAUGGGGGGGUCCACCGUGCCCAAGAUGAUGGACGGAGGUCGUGCGAGCGCGGGGUCAGCGCCCCGGAGCGAGCGGGGCCACAGCGGGACCUCGCUCGGGGGCUCGCCCCUGUCUCAGUGUCUUACGGGAUGCAUAAAACCCUGCUCUACCUCACCGCAUACGUUCUCGGCUGGUGUGGUCACGUGACGGCCGCCGCCGCCGUCGCCGCGAGGCCGCAAACCUGGCCGGACGCGCCACGGACGCACCCGGACGGGGCCGAGGUGCAGCGGAACCGGACAUUGUGGAAAAGGAAGAGUUCCCAGAGCAUUGUUUGUGUGAUAUUAUCUUUAGCUGUGCUGUGCUCGUUGCCCGCGGCGACGGAGGCCUUCUGCCCGAACGGCUGCGACUGCGACGACGCCAGCCUCACCGUCAACUGCCAGAACACGAGCCUGGAGGUGGUGCCGAUCCUCCUGAACCCCCGCGUGCAGACCAUCCUCCUGACGCGCAACCGCAUCAAGGCCCUGUCGCGCGCCCUCGUCUUCUACACGGACCUGAAAGAGCUGGACAUCUCGCACAAUGACAUCGCGACGCUGGGCGCCAAGAACUUCGAGUCGCAGAAGAACCUGGCGGAGCUGCGUGUGAGCCACAACAAGCUGAGCGCCGUGGAGGCGGCGUCGCUGGAGGGGCUGGCGGGGCUGCGCGUGCUGCUCCUCAGCGACAACCUCAUCUCCAGCGUGGACGACGGCGCCUUCCGCGGCCUCGUCAGCCUCAUCGAGCUCAACCUCUCCAACAACAGACUGAAGAGCCUGCGCGAGAGCUCCUUCGCCGCGCUGCCCAGCCUGUGGACGCUGAACCUGGGCGGCAACCUGUUCGACCGCGUGCCCAGCUCCAGCCUGCUGAACCUGUCGUCCCUCCUGGAGCUGGACCUCAGCGACAAUCAGAUCUCCCAAGUGCCUGGCCGCGCCUUCCAGGGCGCCGCCAACCUCGCCUACAUCCGCCUCGACAAAAAUAACAUCAGCGCCGUCAACCCGGCGGCCUUCUGGGGCCUCUCGGAGCUCCGCCGCCUGGCCGUGGCCGACAACAGGCUGGAGCAGGUGCCCACCCUGUCCUUCAGCGGCCUGCCCGACCUGCAGGACCUCGACCUGAGCGGCAACCUGUUUGAGGAGCUGCCCGAGGACGGCUUCAACGGCUUGGCGUCGCUGGUGAGCCUGACGGUGUCCCGGUGCCCGCGCCUCAGCAGGGUCAGCAGCGAGGCCUUCCUCAGCACGGUCCAGCUGGAGACGCUGGUGCUGAGCCACAACCCGCGCCUCGCCUCCCUCGCCCCCACCACGCUCACCUCGCUCCUCAACCUGCGGCACGUGGACCUGCGGGCGUGCGGCCUGCUGCACAUCACGCCCACGCAGGUCCCUCUGCAGCAGCUGGCGAGUCUUAUGGUGUCGGGGAAUCCCUUGCACUGCAACUGCUCCAUGGUGUGGCUCUCCCGGAUCGCCGCCGAUGACAACGCGUCCCUCACCGUCGACUCGCCCACCUGCGCCAGCCCGCCCAACCUCUAUGGCGUGUCCUUGCGCGAGCUGGGCACGGGCGGCGCGGGCUGCGACGGGCGCGUGGGCGUGUGGACCAUCGUGAUCUGCGUGGGCGUGGGCGCGACGGGACUGCUCAUAAUUGGCGUGUUCCUGUGCUGCCGCCUGCGGAAGCGCAGGAAGAAGCGGCAGAAGCGCAUCCUGCAGGACAAGCGGCCGUGGGGCGAGGUGUGGCGCAUGGAGGACCCGCUCGCCACCACGCGCCUCACGCCCACGCCCAUGAACGGCGACGCCCUCAGCCACUACCCGCUGGCGUCGCCCACUCGCCUGCGCCUGCCGCCGCGCCUGCCGCCCGACCACCCGCUCCACCAGCAGCUGAGCCUGCACCAGCAGCACGCCCCGGGGCGCGCGCAGCAGUGCCCCUUCGCCACACUGCACCCCGUCUACCACCCGCUGCUGCACCCGCCCGCCGCCGCCCACACCUCGCUCGACUCGCCCACGCACUACAGCGACUACCCACCUCUGCACGCCCACCCGCGCCCGCACACGCUGCCCAACCACUCGAGCCACCCGGCCGUCAUGCCUCUGGGUCCGCCCCCGCCCAUCCCGCCCCUGGACGAGCCGCCCAACUGGUACGCGACGAUCGGCAGCGUGGGCGGCUUCAACGACGACGACGAGGGCGACAAGAGGGCGCGCGGCGAGCGGGACGGCGGCGCCCUCGACCCGCCCGACGUCACGGCCUCCACGCCCAGGAAGGUGCCCGUGACCUACGUGUAGCG